AUGAUUGGACGCCCAGCGGCGUGGGCUGGGAAUCCUGUGCGCAGAGGCGGCCGGCGGUUCGAAAGCCUCACAGCCAGAAGCCGCCGAUUGGAGGCCUGGAUUUACCUCGCAAAAAAAAGGAUGACUAGAGACCUUUCAGCUCAAGUAAUACAGAAAGCUUGGUUUUCUCACGCAGACAAAAUGAUAUUUCAACUCCUAAAACUCACAAUUUGUGCAGCGGAAUUCUGUGUGACAUAUGACAUACUGAAGAAAGUAAGCCCCUUAGAGGCUAAGCUUGUUAAAGAUCCUAGCAUGAAGUGUAAAGUCAGAUUCAGAUUUAGUGGUGAAAGAUUUCCACCUUUUAUUGUGUUUAAAAUUUUUCUUCAUACCGAAGGCCGUGGUUACAAGUAUUUUAGCGGAAGAAAUUUAUUAAAGCCAUCAAGUGAGGCAGUUGUUGAUGCUUGCAAAAUGAUGGGGAAAAAUAAAUUUUACCAUCAAGUUUUGGAAGAUGAACAUCUUUUCCAGAAGUUAAAAGUAACUGAUGAAAUAGAUAUUGUCACCAUGCAAGAUUAUAUGCAGUAUUCCAGUCUUCUGGAUGAGAUUCCUGCAUCUUCUGGUGGCAGAAAUAACGGCUGGCGAAAAUUAAGCCUAGAAAACAUUCCCAGGACAAUGAUAAUGUAUGACAUAGUUGAUUAUGCAGAGUCUGGAGUAAUCUCAAACCGUCUACAAAAAGAAAUGAAGUGUCUUUCACAGAAACCAAAAACAGAAGAGAUGCGUCAGCAGCAGCUACGGAUUGUUUCUGAGAUUAGGUGUCCAUCUUUCUUAAGUAUCCAGCCUUCAUGUCGGCCCUACCAAAAGCAAACUCAAGUUAAACAUUUAGGUCGUCGAUCCAAGCAGGCUCAAAUGAAAGUUGAAAAAAUGAAAAAAGCUUAUUUGGCUAAAGAAAAAAAGGCUUCUGAGGUGACAGAACCGAAAAUGGACACAGCAGAUACAAAGCAACGAAAGGAAGUCAUCUUCUCCACCCCAUCUUUUAGCAUUGUGAAAAUUAAUGAACCCAUGUCAGAUGAUGAACUGGAAAAAGGAAAAAAGGAUGGAUUUUCUUGGUAUCAAGACUUACUUGUUCGUAAUCCUCCAUCAUGUUAA
This is a messenger RNA of Propithecus coquereli (Coquerel's sifaka), 1122 nucleotides long. RefSeq names its product chromosome unknown open reading frame, human CXorf58 (gene CUNHXorf58). Lineage: Eukaryota; Metazoa; Chordata; Mammalia; Primates; Indriidae. The record is from RefSeq and is a predicted model, not a curated record. The transcript is spliced from 8 exons. The coding region runs from base 1 to 1122 and encodes 373 amino acids.